AUGCCCUCCGACACUCGAGAGGGUACCCCUCCCACAACUAGUGAUGGCCGUUCCCCAUCUCCCGGCGAGAAGCGCUCGGCCUCUGAGAUCACCGACUCCGACCCGGAAGGAGGUGUGAGUACCGUGGGCACUGGGAACGCGCGCACCUCGGGAAACGCCAACCGAUCCACAUCUCCCACAUAUCCCACUCCCUCGAGCUCCGGUAACAAGACCGAUUCCUCUCCUUCCCGCGAGCAAUCGGACUCUGAGACCCUCAAUCCCGAUGCCUCGCCUACGAUCGAUGAGCAAGUGGCGGAGGUGAACGAGCUGAUGGCCGAGCCCAAGAAAGACGGACAGAAGGGAUACGUGGUCUCGAUGACUUGGCUCAAGAAGGUGCUCGCACGUAUGAGCUCUCAUGCCGACCACACAAAUGAUUCGACAGACAGCGCCAUCGGACCGGUUGACAACAUCGAUCUCGUGCUCGACACCGACCCGGCCACUACCGGUUUCAAGGAUGAGGCCGGCGACGCCUUUAUAUCCAUGCGCCCUGGUUUACACGAGGCUGUAGACUUUGUGAUUGUGCCGCAGCAGGGCUGGAAUUUAAUUCAAAAGUGGUACGGCUUGGCCGAGCUGUCGCCAACAAUUGUCCGCUAUGCCCACAAUGUCAGCCAACCUGGCGAUCCCGCAAAAAUCGAAUACGAGCCAUACCCGCCUAUCCUUUCUAUCAUCAAAUUGUCUAACCCUGCUGCGGGCACCACCCCGACCACAUUGAAGGAGAAAGACCUGCGUUCGGCCAAGACAUUGACCAGUCGUCAAACCAGUUUUCAGAAAUGGCUGAAGGAGGCCAAGGAAAAGGCUGGCAUCGACAUGUCCACCAAGGUCCGAGUUUGGAAGAUCCUCAAGCUUCCUCACAGUACAAACACAUCAGCUGCGGUGACUCCUGCUGCUUCCCGUACCGCAUCCCCAGCUCCCCCGUCGGCUCUGAUUCCCAGCACUGCGGAUAAAUUGCUCCUCGACCUGAACGCUUUCCUCGGACUGUCGGAGGGCACCCACCGUGUUUUGCUCGAACACGUCAAGGACGAAACCAACAACCCCAAAUAUAACGGCCGCAUGUCAUUGGACAUCGCGGGCCUGGGUUCAGCAGACCGUGUCGUUCUGGAGGAACAGGUCGGCGGGUUCAAGGGUGGAGAAUGGGUCUCUGAGGCAUCUGCCAAAACAUUGAAGCGUCUAGGCAUUCCCGUGGAGCUCAAACUCGACAAUAAGCCCUCUGCCCUCACCCUCGCCACCAAAAGUCCCCUUUCGAGCGGUCGAUCUACCCCCGUUGGGUGUGUUACCCCGAAGAACAUGUUCGCUCGAGGUCGGAAAGGUCGACGACCGAGAGUUCUGGGGUUGGACAACCUCGGCAACACUUGUUACAUGAACUCGGCGAUUCAGUGUGUGCGAAGCAUUGAGGAACUCACCUUAUUUUUCCUGAGUGGCAAGUUCAAGUCUGAAUUGAAUCCCGGUAACAAGCUGGGAUGUGGCGGAGACGUGGCUAAGAAUUGGGCUGGCCUGCUUGCGGAUCUCUACAACCCAGAUGCACCCACGAACUACGUGCAUCCCGGAAAGUUCCGCCGUGCCGCCGGUAAACAACGAUCCGAGUUCGCUGGUUAUGAUCAGCACGACAGUCAGGAAUUUGUAAUGUUCCUUCUUGAUGCUCUGUCCGAAGAUUUGAGCCGCAUUGGCCAAAAGCCGUACACCACCAUCCCUGACUCCACUGAUGAGAUGAUCCACGAUCGGAAAGCUCUGGAGGAGUUUGGGAAGACAUGUUGGGAGCUUUAUGAGUCACGUAAUGCCUCCGUUGUCACCGACCUGUUUUCUGGAAUGUACAAGUCGACUCUGAUCUGCCCCGACUGCCACAAGACUAGUAUCAUCAUGGAUCCGUUCAGCACUCUCACCCUGCCCAUCCCGCCUGGACCCCAACCCAUGUCCCGCAAAAUCAUAUUUGUGCCUCACAAGGGCUCUCCCGUCUCCCUCAAUGUCCAGCUGGAUGCUUUGGAGAGCCUGAGGAGCUGGAAGAAUUUCAUUGGCGAGCAGAUGGGUGUCGAUGGAGCGCGCAUUUUCGCUGCGGAAACCCACAGUAGCGCUUUCUGGAAGUUUUUCCUUCACGAUGACAGCUCCUUUGAGAGUCUGGAAACAACCAAUCAUGAUGUCCUCGUCUUCUUUGAUCUGGGACCUGUUUCAGAGUCCGAGGUUGAAGAGGUUAUCGUACCUGUCUUCCACCGGAGAACGGGCCCGCGCAAGAAACAGGCGACCUCGUCUUCUCUCUUCGGUAUUCCGUCCGUCCUGCGUAUCUCCGAGGAUGAGGAUCUCGAAGCCAUUUACGGCAAGCUUCUACGAUUGUCUGAUAACAUGACUACUCGCGAUAUCCUCAGCCCUGAGAAGUCUGUAUCAGACGAUCACGCCGCGGAUGACUCAGACACUGUGGUUACCAAUGAGGAUGAUGCGCAGUCGGCUGAUUCCAGGAUUAAGACAUCUUCUGUUGACGGCGAAGAUAGCAUCGUGGACAUUUCAAUGCAGGAUGCUCAGACAGCCAAGCCUGUCGAGGACACAAAGAUGUCGGAUUCCGACUCCGGGUCUUCCAAUAGCCCCAAGCAUCCUUUGGCUGGCAAGAUUCAGGCACAUUUGUUAGGUCUUUUCGAUGUCAAAGUUCUCAGCAGCAAGAACGGUUUGCCUGAUGGCCGCACCGUCGGAUCCAAAGACUACCCAUUGCUCUCUUCUCGCGAUGUAUCAAUUCAACCCUCGCUCAAGAAUUCCGAUUCUUCGUCGCGCGCUUCUGCUGACAAUAGUGAUGGGUACACCGAUACGGAUGGAUCGGACGAAGAGUCACCAUCUGCCACACAGCUCCUUCGCCAGGGCGAUGCCCUUGUUCUUGAUUGGAGUCCCGAGGCCUACGAUGCCCUGUUUGGUGGAAAGCAGCAUGACUCCGAAGAAGGUCGUGGUGCGCCUACAUACAUCAGUCCCAAGAAUGUCUACGAUCACAUCUCGCAGCGUCAAACUUCACUCAAAAAGUCUUCUUCUGUAACUCUUGAUGAGUGUCUGGAUAUCUUCAGCAAAUCAGAAGUUUUGUCUCGUGGAGACACCUGGUACUGCCCUGGGUGCAAAGACCACGUGCAAGCUACCAAGAAGUUCGACUUGUGGAGAGCCCCUGAUGUCAUGGUCGUUCAGCUCAAGCGAUUUGGGCAGUUGCGCCGCCAUCAUAGCAAGAUCAACACUGUGGUCAACUUUCCUCUCGAGGGCCUGGAUCUAACUGGCCGAGUCCAGGGGCCUAGCGAUGGAAAGAGCUUGGAGUAUGAUUUGGUCGCCAUCGACAACCACAUGGGUUCCAUGGGUGGCGGUCACUACACAGCCUAUAUCAAAGACUUCAUGUCUGGUGAUUGGUACCACUGCAAUGACUCUAGCGCUCGCCUCGUGACCAACCCUCAGACCAUGAUCGCGGCCAGCGCUUACCUCCUAUUCUACCGUCGCCGCUCCGAGCGUCCUUUGGGCAACAAGGAGCUGCAAGAGCUGGUCGAAGCCUACAAGAACCCUCCUGGCGGUGAAUCCGGUACUUCCUCUCCCUCCCAGUCUCCUACGGGGGACGGCCAGCGUCUUGGCGACUCUUCCCGCAAUGGGUCGUCGAGCGCCUUGGGCGGAGCCGGAGUAGCUCCCCGAGCGGGCAAUGGUUCGCCAGUCGAGAACCGGGAGGCGAAUGACGAAUACUCCACUACCGACGACAGUGACGCAGACUCUGAAGACGGCGAAGGUAUGAAACUCACCACCAACGGCCGCGAGACCCCCGGACAGGCAUCCGAUCCUCUCGAUUUCUCCCAGGAACCCUCCUGGUCUUUCGGCAACUUGACCGGCGCUCACGCUAUCUCACAGAUAACUCCUGGUAAUGCGUCACUGGAUGAAAGCGGUCUCUUUGACGAUGACGAGAUUGACAGCAACCUGGCCGUUGGCGACGAUGACUUGGACCCGGAUACCCGCAUGGCCGAGUUGGAAGACUCUCACUCCGUCCAGCCGGACGGCACGUCUUUCGAAGAUGUCUCUCACCUCAUGGAUGAUGACUCGGACGAUGAGCUUCCCGUUGUGGAAUUACGAGUCGGUGACGAGGAUAAAAUGGCCUCGGACUGA
Penicillium salamii is the source of this 4134-nucleotide messenger RNA. The record is from the annotation of a GenBank genome assembly. Lineage: Eukaryota; Fungi; Ascomycota; Eurotiomycetes; Eurotiales; Aspergillaceae.